This is a messenger RNA of Gadus chalcogrammus (walleye pollock), 1514 nucleotides long. RefSeq names its product ubiquitin related modifier 1 (gene urm1). Gene Ontology annotation, biological process: protein urmylation; tRNA thio-modification. The transcript has 5 exons. Gene Ontology annotation, molecular function: protein tag activity. The coding region runs from base 33 to 338 and encodes 101 amino acids. Lineage: Eukaryota; Metazoa; Chordata; Actinopteri; Gadiformes; Gadidae. Gene Ontology annotation, cellular component: nucleus; cytoplasm. The record is from RefSeq and is a predicted model, not a curated record.
GCCACUCCCCUACUCCUGCGUUUGACAACAAUAUGGCGGCGCCCAUCACAUUACACCUGGCAUUUGGGGGAGGGGCUGAGCUGCUAUUUGAUGGUGUAAAGGAACAUCAUGUGACUCUUCCCAGCCAAUCAGAACCCUGGAACAUGAAGCAGCUGCUGGUCUGGAUUGGGCAGAACCUGCUGAAGGAGCGACCAGAACUCUUUGUUCAGGGAGACGACGUGAGGCCUGGAAUCCUGGUGCUCAUCAACGACGCAGACUGGGAGCUUAUGGGGCAACUGGACUACGAGCUCCAGGACAAAGACAACGUAGUGUUCAUCUCCACCCUGCAUGGCGGGUAGACACGUACGCAGAGAAGGGGAACACACACACACACACACACACAAGAACACAAGAACACACCCCAUGGGAUGAGCAUUCCAAUAAUUUGGUUUACGAUUUGAAUAAAGUGAUGAUGAUGAUGUUGAUGAUGUCAGACUAUAUAGAAGCAACCGGAACAUUAAACUACCUGGACCCUCGUUUCACCCAUCCUCUUCAGAAGGGCUUCACACUGAAGCCUACAGCCUUCAAGGCUCUCAGAGGCCCCGGGCCAGGCUGAGGGGUGCCUGUUUGUAUGUCAGUGUGUUGAGAAGACUGAACACAUGCUUCUUAUUUUUUUUUUUAUGUCAUAAUGUAUCAUGGUUUAUGACAAAAAUCCAAGGAUUGUUACAUUAAAGUUUUUUUUUUCUAUUUUGUGUUGUAUAUACUGUAUAUUAUGUCAAAUUUAUAUUUAGUGUUUGGUCUUAUUUAUCUAGUGUACAUUUGGCAAUACAUUCAAGAAAAUCAAGAAAUGUAAACAAUUGAAUGCCUUUGCAAAGAAUAUUUCCACAAUUUUAUUUUAAAUUCUAGUUAUUAAGACAGAUUUAUUUUAUAAGGAACUUUGUGACAUUUUCCGGAGGGAAAAAAUACUGGUUAACUUGAUAAACGACAACAUAAUUUAGACAAAAGCCAAAUUUACCAGGUUAACUUGCUUUUAUUUCAAUCAAUGUUCAUUUUUCGAGCCUGAUUUUCGUUGAAAACGUCAAACCUCUAAUUUGACACUUUUGACAUAUAUUUUGAACAUUUCAUCCUUUUAAUUCGUUGUCAUUGAUUAAUUUAUCCAGACGCUCGGCUGUGUGUACCAAACUAAUGCAGACAUUACCAUAAUGUUUCACUCAAUAAAUUAGGUAUUUUUUAAAUCACGCUUCGAUAAUUCCCUCAGAUAUAUCGGAUCGAUUUCAGCCCAGCUGGGUGAUCGGAUUUGAGUUUUAGGGUGAUUAGAGGGGACUUCAGGGACUACUUGGCGUUUCUAUGGGCCCAUCCAGCAGAACGCUAAGGGGACUGGCGGGAAACCUCCAGUCCCGCUGCGGGGGGUCGCGGUCUAGCCUCGGGGUCGCCCUCCCCGAAAACGCCUGCGGCGACCAAAAGCCUUUUUCUCGGUUGUGGAGUCCGAUUUGCAACGGGAAACUGGCUGAUAAUGGCCAGGAGAAAGAAAAUGC